Molecule: messenger RNA, 1171 nt
Organism: Coregonus clupeaformis (lake whitefish)
Lineage: Eukaryota; Metazoa; Chordata; Actinopteri; Salmoniformes; Salmonidae
Gene: asb5b
Product: ankyrin repeat and SOCS box containing 5b
Exons: 7
Coding region: 151-1080 (309 amino acids)
Biological process (GO): protein ubiquitination; positive regulation of protein catabolic process; intracellular signal transduction
Molecular function (GO): protein binding
Source: RefSeq, a predicted model, not a curated record
CUCUCUCUCCCUACCUCCCUCUCUGCCUGUUGUUGUUAUCGUUGUGCUCGGCCUUGGCUGUGAAACAACAAGCCGUGCAGCCAAUCAGAGAGCAGGAUUUAGACUGGAUCAUGGUGCACAGUGCUGCAGGGACAGAUAGCCGAUGUAAACAUGCCUGAAGUUCCAUCUGCAGAGAGCUCGAGCGAGCAGCAGCCAGAAAACACGCCGAGGAAAAGAACGUUAGAGUACACAGACGAUUACACGGCAAAAAAGAAACCUCGCUGCUGGGGUAUUUUAACUAGCCAAGGGUCAUGGGCGGACCGGUCUCCUCUCCACGAGGCAGCGUGUCAGGGCCGUCUCCUGGCCCUCAGGACCCUACUCUCACAGGGUUACAACGCAAACAUCCCUACCAUAGACCAUGUGACGCCGUUGCAUGAGGCUUGCCUGUCAGACCACGCGUCAUGCGCCAGGGCGCUUAUUGCUGCUGGUGCCAAUGUAAAUGCCACCACCAUUGAUGGGGUGACACCGCUGUUCAAUGCCUGCUCAGUGGGCAGUGCCACCUGUACAGAGGUACUGCUGGAAAACGGUGCCAAGCCCCAGUCAGAGAUAUGCCAGCCCUCGCCCAUACACGAGGCUUCCAGCAAAGGCAAAAUUGCUUGUCUGGAGGUACUGAUCACAUGGGGAGCAGACGUGGACUAUGAUAUUCCUCACCUGGGAACCCCCCUGUACAUCGCCUGCAUCUCCUCAGGACUCCAGUGCACACAGAAACUCCUCAAUGGAGGGGCCAAUGUGCAGAAGGGCAGGUUCCUGGAGAGCCCGCUCCAUGCAGCAGCUCAGAAGGACUGUACUGAGAUCAUCAAUGUGUUGUUAGAGUUUGGAGCGAACAUUAACGCUAAAAACCUAGAGCUGAAGAGACCGGUGGAGUCAGCCCCGCCUAACAGCUCAGCAGAGGAGACGUUACUGCUGCAUGAAGCAACACCGCGGUCACUACGUCAGCUGUGUCGUCUCAGUAUCAGAGAUUAUAUGGGCCGAUCUCGACUACACCUCAUCCCUCAGUUACACCUCCCCAACCUUCUCAAACGCUUCCUCCAGUACAGAUAGGGACACAUCAACGCUCUCUCUGUUUCUCUCUCUUUCAUCUCUGUCUGUUGCUCUCCCCCUUCUCUCUCUGUUUCUCUCUCUGUCUUUCUCC